This is a messenger RNA of Pochonia chlamydosporia 170, 1611 nucleotides long. RefSeq lists its product as hypothetical. Bases 1 to 1611 code for a protein of 536 amino acids. The transcript has 6 exons. NCBI's taxonomy places the organism in Eukaryota, Fungi, Ascomycota, Sordariomycetes, Hypocreales, Clavicipitaceae. The record is from RefSeq and is a predicted model, not a curated record.
AUGGGUUCGGCCGUUGAAUUUAGCGACUCUGUGGCUGUCGUCCCAGCACAGAAUACCAGUCUUGCUCCCUGGCUUGAGGAGGCUCCUCGCCUUAUCCAGAGACUUGGCUGGUGCAUGGCCAUUGCUUCUACCAGGGACGUUGCUCGCAUCAGAUUGACUUCAAAGGCAGUCAGGUAUCAUGAGAAUCCCCUAUCUCGACUAUGUUUCAACUAUGCUUGCUCUAAUGCAUUGAAUAGAAGUGCAGAUCUCGCAAACAAUCUGGUCCGUGUCGCCGAUGAAGGCCAAAAUGCAUUCAUGGAUGCAUAUAGCGACCUUCUUGACAUCGGCAACGGGACAAAAUCCAUGAUUCGAAAGAAUGGCUACUUUGACCGACUUGAAGAAGCGCUGGGGAAGAAGCACGGAAAAAGACCAACUGAUCGUGCUCUGGAACAAAUCAAUAAGACAAUUGAUGAAUGCGACAGGAACGGGAAGCACACUGCCCAGAUUUUUAAAGACUGGUGGCGGACGCUGCAGAACGUGGAAUGUGCUGUCAUUGAGACUCAGAGGGCCACCGGAACUGAAAUCGACAAAGUAGACAAAGAGAUGACGGCCCUCAACAGUGACCUCAAGUAUCAGGAAAUUUCUAUGAUACAGAAAGCAAGUCAAGUCAAGGGUGCUAUACAGCGUUACCAGGAGGUCCUCGAGGUUUAUGAGGCUCGAGAAGCUAAACUUGAGGAGUACAGUGCCCAUGCCAUCACUGGUGUCACACUAGGAGCUGCCACCACUGGCGUGCUAGGUGCCGUUUUGGCGGUGGCAGGGUCCGCAGUCUUGGUUAGUUCCUCGAGACAAAAGCUUUCUACUCUCGAACAAGACUUAGAGCGCAAGCAGCAGCUCUCUCAGGAGUUGGAAUUGCAAAUGGCCAAGGCUCAAGGCGUGAUCGAAGGAAAGCAAACUGAGGAGGAGAAAUUGAAAAGCAUGGCCAACGUCAUCAUUACAGUUUGCUGUCUCCUUCAGGGACUCUGCAAUGACAUCCUCAACCUUGUGGCCCAAUUCGCCCAUCUCAAUGCAACUAUCAAGCAGCUCGUCCAAGAGCACCAGGACACCAAAGACAAUGUUCAAGACUUGCAACAUGACCUCCUGCAUGCAGAGAGUGACGACGAGCACCCGGCGAUGAACAUGCUGCAGCACAAGACCUUUCUUGACCAGCUACGUGUCAUGCGCAGGCUAUGUGCUCAGAUUAACGCCGUCUCCAAUCUCUACGCCGGCGUCAUUACCGACGUCAUUAACCCUGGGUUCAGUCAGGCUGUCGAGAGUGCCUACGAAGACGGUGGAGAGACAAACAUGUCAGUCGUUAUCCACAACAAGACACACGGAAUGAAUGAAUACCUGGAAAACGCGAAACAUACUUGCCGAGCAAGGGAGCUGGAUGCUGGUAUUGAGUUGAGGCGGUGGUUUGAUGAUAUCGAUACUGCGUACAGAGUAAAGGAGAUGGCUUGGCAGAAGAACCGAAACAGAAUGGGUAACAACGGGAAGAAGGCCAACAUGAGGGCAGGUAAAGGUGGUGUUGGAGCGCGAAGUGGAAAUGAUGUACUAUAUUUACUUGCCGCCAGCAUUGUUGUUGUUAUAUUUUGA